Oppia nitens is the source of this 1524-nucleotide messenger RNA. RefSeq names its product keratin, type II cytoskeletal 1-like. Bases 124 to 1206 code for a protein of 360 amino acids. The transcript is spliced from 5 exons. Lineage: Eukaryota; Metazoa; Arthropoda; Arachnida; Sarcoptiformes; Oppiidae. Gene Ontology annotation, cellular component: cytosol. The record is from RefSeq and is a predicted model, not a curated record. Gene Ontology annotation, molecular function: mRNA binding.
AUUAAUUAAUUAAUUUUGGAUAUUGGUCAUUUUUCUAACUAAUUUAAUAUAUAGCCGACCUAACAGUGCGCUUAAAUACUAGUAUUAGUUGUAUAUCAUUGAAGACUACAAAACCGUUACGAUAUGAGUGGUGACGACCAGAAAAAUGCCAAAGUAUUUGUCGGCCGAUUGCCCGACGGCUGUACCGACAAGGACUUGGAGGACCUGUUCUCUAAGUACGGUGCCGUCAAUCAGGUCGAUCUUAUCGGCAAAUAUGGUUUUGUGCAUAUGAGCAAACGUGAAGAAGCGGAUGAGGCGAUCAAAAAGCUAAACAAUUAUAACUAUAUGGGUUCACAGCUCACUGUCCAGAUAUCAACGAGCAAAUUAAGCGGAGGAACCGGUAAAACCCGUAAUAAUAACAUAACAAAUAACCGACGUGGUGGUGGCGGCGGUGGCCCAGGAGGUGGCAACCGGUCUUACGGACGUAAUACUGGUCCGUAUCAGCGCAACAAUCAGUACGGCCAGCGAGGAGGAGGUGGUGGUCCAUACAAUAACAGACAAUACGAUGGACCACCUGGACCUAUGGGUGGUGGACCCAUGCACGGCAACUAUGGAGGAGGACCGCCCUCCUAUGGCUACCCGCCUAACGACAUGAACACUGGUGGCGGCGGUGGUGGUUAUCAGCCAUAUCGUGACGCCUACUAUCCCGACAACGGUGGUGGUGGCGGCGGAGGCUACUAUAGACAAGACAGUGAUGUCAUGCGUUCGGGUUCUGGUGGUGGCGGAGGAGGCGGAUUGCCCUAUGACUCGAUGUACGGACGCGGAGGUCCGCCAUUGAUGCAACAGCAACAACAAGCUCGCGGAGGCGUCGCGCCAUUGGCUACGCCACCGUCGCAACAACAACAGGAUAUGUAUGGUGUAAGAGGUGGUGACGUUUCCGCCUAUUCGCAGCCUAUGGGCGGUUACGGUUCAAUGUCCGGAGGAGGCGUCUCCGGAGGCGGUGGUCCUAUUGACCAGCUAUCACGAGGAGGAGGCGGUACGGGAAUGGGUGGCGGCUAUGGCAGUGGUUUACGUAAUGGUUAUGGAGGAGGCGGCGGCAAUUCAGGUGCCGGUAUUAGUGGUGUUGGUGGCGGCUAUGGUGGCCGAGUAGGUGGAGGAGGUAUGGGCGGCGGAUCGUUAGCACCGCCACCCAUACCACCGCCUAGUGGUCGGUGGCAACCAUACUAAGACCGGUACUGAUACAUACCUGAGUACCAGAUUUGUUUCAGACACCACCAUCACUACUACUACUAUCACCACCAGAUAUCAUCAUCUUUACAUACCUGACCUACACAUCCAAGAGUAACACAUAUACAACAACAACAACAUCAACAACAAAAAAGGUAGACCUUAUUGAUGUUCACAUACAGACACACAUACCGUAUAUACCAUACCGUAACCUAUCAUACAAUUUCUCAUACAAAUUGAUAGUUAAUUUUUUGUUUGUUUGUUUGUUUAAUCAAUAAUAAAGAGAAACAAAAAUAAUUACUAAUUGAUUGAUAAUAU